Molecule: messenger RNA, 3557 nt
Organism: Pyricularia oryzae 70-15
Lineage: Eukaryota; Fungi; Ascomycota; Sordariomycetes; Magnaporthales; Pyriculariaceae
Exons: 3
Coding region: 202-1374 (390 amino acids)
Source: RefSeq, a predicted model, not a curated record
GACUGGACGAAGCAGCACUGACUGCGCCCGCCGUCAUCAGCUAAGCGCCUUUAGCUUUAGCACUUGCAGUCUAAAAGUAGCAGCAUCCAUCAACCAAGGUAAACACCGGGAACCACAACGGAGGAAAUCAUGGAAACCUCCUUUUGUUUUUCUCCCUUCACGUACAUCAACGACAACGGUCGAUGAGCACGAUUAUACGCAAUGCCCGGAACGUCACAAACCUACCCAAAUGCGACUUUGACGCGCGUUUUGCUCGUCGCCAGCAGAUGGCUGAUCUUUAUCCCCAUCAUCACAACGGCUCUGCUGCUUUCCGCCGGCACGUUCUUGUAUAAUGCGCCCUACCGCCCGACCGUCUUGAGUUUAGGCUUGAGGAGUCUGGCGAUGGUUUCGUAUGACGGCAUCAUCCCCGUGAACAAGACUCACUCAUCCGACUCGCCCAAUUACAUGGUCACAAUCCACAAGUUCCCCAACGCAUUCAGCUGGGAAUGUCCGGACUGUCCGGCCGUGUUGUACUCGCCACGAGGGUUCGUCGAACUCGCCGGAGUAGCCGAAACCGGGCCGUACGCCGGGUACUAUCCCCUGACCCUCAUGCUCCACAUAGCCGACAAGCUGUCCGGCAAGAACGAUAGCGCCUUCUGGCACUGCUACAGAGAUGCCCCCCAGCCCGACGGCACCGACUGCCCCGAAAACGUCUUCUUCAAGGGAUGGACCAAAUCGUUCCACGACUUUUGGCUGACUGGGGUCUCGGAGAUCCCCAUAUCGUUCAUCACUUACAUCUUCUGCCUCGUUCUCGCCGCCACGACGCUUGUCAGUGAGGCCCUCAUCACGUUCGCCCCGCGGCACAUGAAAUGCCGCUGCCUGGUUGGCAAACGCUGGUGUCCCUACCCGAGCGGGACGGCGGACGAGAUCGAGGCGCUGCCGGAACACCGCUGGGAUCGCGUCCGGAUGUUCACAUACCCUCUCUUGCUGGCGUACUUGUUCCUUGCGGCCGUGCAAGAUACCGUCAUGCCCAUGUUCUUCCUCAGCAUUCUAAACUUCAUCGACCACGACCUCCCCAAGGGCAUGUCCAUGCGGCCGCGGCAGAACCGCCCCUACAUGGUCUUGCUCUGGCUCAACGUCUUGGUGUCGGGUUUGGCUGUUGCGUGCAUAGCUUGGAGGUACCAUGUGAACAAACCAAAGGGUCAUAUCACCCUCGACGAUUUGGCGGCGUACGAGCCAGAGGGUCGAACCGAAGCCACUGCGGAGCCUGUGGCCGAGGCAAGUUCUGCGGACAACAAUGCGAAUGCCGACGAAAGCGACGGCUCUGAAUCCGACGUCCUUUUGCCGUUUUCUGACAAUGAGCCAAUAACAGAGGAUGAAAGCAUUCCAAAGUAAUGUUGUUCUGAGCAACCCAAUCAAUUUAUAAUAUAUACAUCAGCGCUUCCUGUUCAACCCUCUUGGAAAUCUUCAGCCGAGCAGUGAAAACCCAAAAUCUAUGCUCAUUUCUUGAUACAGUUUAGACCUGUCCUGUCAUAUCCCAUGUACUUUUCUGUCCUCACGACCUUGACUGCUUCCCGCAGGUGACACCUGAUGCGCCAUGGUGAUUUGUUCUCAGUCUUUUCCAUUGUUUGGCUCCGACGAAAUAUUGGAAGGUGUCCCUUUGCAUGCCUCGCCCAAGCUAGCAAGCUUCCCCAGUGGAACCUUGACAAGCAUGUUGGUCUGAACAUUGUCUUGAAGCAUCACGGUCGUAUCGCGGAUGACAUAGCCUCCCCACCGUGGCAUCAGGUGGAUCUUGAAUAGGUAAUACAGCGCGCAGACGACCAGCACACCGACUCCAGCCGCAGCAUACGUCGCAUACCAGAAGCUGACGUCGCCAGCGUACGGACCGCCGUCGGGAGGAUACCACGGCAUGACGAUGACGGCCAGCGACGCGAGCGUGUUGACCAUCAGUGCGACGUUCCAGGCGCGGAACUCUGGCCUCGGCGCGUGCUGCCGGCUCCGACGAGCCCGUACCACAACCAGGCCAACGUUGAGCGCGAGCUCGAAAAAUACCCCCGGGUACAUCUGCAGAUCGACCAUAAAGUUGAAGGCGUCGCCGGAAGGCACGGCGAGAAUCAUGAUCGUCGUCAGCGCCCACCGCCACGCGUAGGGGCCCAGCGGCGUGCCGAACGGCCUGGUCGAGGCCCAGAACCGGGUCCAGGGGAUGACGCCCUGCCGGCCCGACUCGCGCGUCAUGCGCGACAGGCCGAGAGUCGUCGAGACGAUGCUGCCGAGCGCGCAGAGGGCGAUGAGCACGUUGAGGCCGCGCACCCAGCCCGAGUCCCCAAAAACCCUGCGGAAGAACAUGCCGGCCGCGAUCUCGGUGGAGUUUUCCAGCUCGUUCUUGGGUAUCGCGGCGAAGAAGGCGAGGUUUGUCAGGACGAAUAGGAUGCCCGUGGCGCCGAGGGCGAGGAAUUCCAUGUUGCGCAGGCUCUUGCCGGGUUUCUUCAGCUCCCCUUGGACGUUUAUGCCGUUGCCGGACCCGGCGUAGGAGAAGAUGAUCUUGACGAGGGCGUUGGUCAGGCCGUAGGCGGUGGCGGUUCCGGAGAAGGGGUCGCGGAAGUUUGCGAGCGGGUCGGGGAUUUUAGGAACGCGGCCGCCGAGCACGAGCAGGCCUGCGACCGAGAUGAAGGCGAGCGUGGCGAUCUUGAUGACGCCCAUGACGUUGAUGACCCAGUACGAGACGCGAUUGCUGAGCGUCAGGAGCACGAUGACGGCCGUGUAGCCCGCCACGGCCAGCCCCUUGAGCUCCCAGGUGGUAUAGGUGUGGCCGACAGCUUGGAAGAGGUACUUGGCCAGCACGAGGGCCAUGCUGCUGCCGAAGCCGAGAAUAAGACCGACCAGGGCGAUCAUGAUGGGGAAUAGGUACCGGGGCUUCGGGUAGGACUGCUCGAGAAACACGACCAGGGACCCCGAACGCUUGGGGAAGUAGCAGGCGAACUCGAGGAACACGGCGAGGUGACUGGCGGCGAUGAAGAUGCCAAUGGUCCAGUAUAUCAUGCUCAUGCCGACUGAGCCGGUGCCCUUGAGGAUGGAGGAUGCUGUUUGCUCAUGAAGUUUGACGCCGAUGCCUAUGAUGUUGCCGAUGUUCAACAUGACGACCGUGAAAGGCCCAACCGAUUGGCCCAUUAGUGAGUUUGUCUCCACGGGGACAGCUCCAUUGGACUGCACGAGGCAGUCCAGGCUAUUCGCUUCGACAUCUUGGGGCGUGUUUGUCAUUGUCGGCGCGUUGGUGUUUGCCGACUCCAAGUCUGUAUUCACGGUAAUGCCCGUGUUGAGCAGCAGAUGAGGUGCCAUGCUUGUUUCUGAAACCAAGAUUUGGAAUUCUGUUCACGGAGACAAAGACUGGCGGAACAGUGAUGAUAUGUCAGUUUAGGACGUGUAGUUUGUGAUGGCAGACAAUGUAGGCAUAGAAGUUCAUGGCAGCAAUGAAUCGAUAAUCAUCAGGGGAGAGGAAGAAGCAGCCAUUUCUACGGUAGGCACUUUCACUCGUGGAUUAGCUGCACAUGUAAUCAUUGUUUGUAUUCAGGAGCUUUAAG